GUGGGAUCACUACAAGAGAGGCCUCCUUUCCGAGAUUCGAAGCUGGAACAGCUCAGCCAGUCGUGGAAUCAUCGACCGGGAGGAUCCGGCUCCCAUGACUGGAGCCAGCUCUUUGGGUGAUGAGACUUGCCUUCGCGUGGGCCGUGGGGAAAAGCUCUGGGACGCCAGAGCCCAGACUCCUCCAAAUGAGACCUAUGAUCCGGGCCGUGCUGUCAAACAGAUCUUCCACGUAGAGUGCACCCGCGACGAGCAUGGCAAGCCCAUCGUGACGGUGGAUCGCGAGCAGCGGGACGCCUCCAUGGAUGACUUCGAGCGGAAGCUCCAGGACACCAUGGCCACGGCCCGCUACCGCGACAAACUGCGCAGGACUGCCAAGAACGUGACGGCUGGUGCGACUCUGGAGAACGGCGCAGGGAAGGCCGGUGUCAACGCUGUAGCCUUGACGGAG
Symbiodinium pilosum is the source of this 448-nucleotide messenger RNA. Lineage: Eukaryota; Dinophyceae; Suessiales; Symbiodiniaceae. The record is from the annotation of a GenBank genome assembly.